AUGGCUCCCAAGAAGAAGGAACAGCAGAAGAUGUCGCUUGGCGACUUCCUGCAAGACCAAAGCUACGGAGGAUCGUGGGCAGAUGAGGUCGAGGAUACUUUCUGCACUCAGGCACUUCCUCCCCCUGAGCGGGCUGGCUACCGACCCUCCGGAGGUGGCUGGGGCAGCGGCGGCGGCGAUCGCCCUGAGCGCAGGGACUACGGCGGCUACUCCUCCAUCCGCGAGAACCUCCCCCAGACGCUCCCCGACAAGCCCCCCUAUACCGCUCACCUGGGCAACCUUUCCUACGAUGCCACCGUCGAGACCGUCACCGAGUUUUUUGAGGGAUGCAACAUCGUUAACGUCCGCAUCAUCGAGGACCGCGAGCAGCAGCGUCCCAAGGGUUUCGCCUACGCCGAGUUCCAGGACCUCGAGGGCUUGAAGCAGGCUUUGACUCUGGACGGCCAGUCUUUCCAGGGCCGUGUCAUCAGAAUCAAGGUUGCCGAUCCGCCCCGUGGUGGCGACCGCGGUGAGUCUACUCGCGACUUCGGCGACUGGACCCGCAAGGGCCCCCUCCCUGACCUCCCCGGCCGUGGUGGAAGCGACCGCCGUGGCUCCGAAUUUGGCGAGCGCCGUGCCCCGCGUGAGCCCCGCGAGCCCCGCGAGGAUGACGGCAAGACCCGUGACUUCGGCAACUGGGAGCGUAGAGGCCCCCUCUCUCCCCUUCCCAAGGAGGAGCGCGGUUCCCGCGAGGGCAGCCGUCCCCGCACCAACGAUGGACCUCGCGAGUUCCGCAACCGUCACCAGUCUCCCGCUGCUUGGGGAGAGGGUCAGCAACCCCGCCAGGACUCUCGUCCCCCCCGCCCCGAGCGUACCCCUACCGCCGCCGAGCAGGACAACCAGUGGAGAUCCAAGAUGCGCCCUGACGCGGCUGUCAAGUCCGGUAGCCAGUCUCGCGAUGGCAGCGAGGCCCCGUCCUCCCCCGCCGCUGCCCCUGCUGCCCCUGUUGGCCGCCCCAGACUGAACCUCGCCAAGCGCACCGUUUCCGAAGCCCCCGAUGUUCUCUCCCCUUCCGGCACUGACUCUAAGGCCAGCCCCUUCGGUGCCGCCCGUCCUAUCGACACCGCCGCGAAGGAGCGUGAGAUCGAGGAGAAGAAGCAGCAGCAGGCGAAGGAGAAGAAGGAAGCCGAUGAGAAGGCCAAGGAAGAGCGCCGUCUGGCCAAGGAGGCUGCUGCCAAGGAGGCUGCUGAGAAGGCCGAGCAGGAGGCUAAGGCCGCGGAGGAGGCUGCCCAGGCUGCGGAGGAGGCCCCCGAGGCCGCAAAGGAGGAAGAGAGCAAGGAGAACGGUGCCUCUGACGAGCAGAAGGUUCCUAUCCGAUCAAAGGAGCCCAAGGAGCCCCGCGAGGCGGCCAAGACCUCCCGUGCCACUGAGGCCAGCAGCUGGAGAUCGGCGUCUUCCGGAGGUGCUCGUGGUGCCCCCACUGGACCCCGCGGUGGUCGUGGCGGUGCCGGUCCUCGUGGUGGCCGUUUCGACAACGCCCGCCCCCCGCGCUCCAACGGCGGCCCUGCUGCCCGUGAGCCCUCCACCCCCGCCGCCGACGGCGAGGCCCCUGUUGAGGAGGACGGUUGGACUACGGUUCCCAACAAGAACCGGCGCAACGUUGGCCCUCGCGGCACUGCCUAG
Molecule: messenger RNA, 1662 nt
Organism: Colletotrichum chrysophilum
Lineage: Eukaryota; Fungi; Ascomycota; Sordariomycetes; Glomerellales; Glomerellaceae
Exons: 6
Coding region: 1-1662 (553 amino acids)
Molecular function (GO): RNA binding
Source: RefSeq, a predicted model, not a curated record